CUUAGCCACUACCGUCUUAUGGUGUGAAUCAAGCUUUAAAAUCAUCAACUCUACAUAAAUUGUUUAUUUCGUCGAAGUUUAUGUUAUGAUAUGGGCACUACGAGUACGCCUACGUUUAUAUGGAUUAGAUUUUCGUUUGGUUCAGUCUGACAAAGGCUAGAUUUUUAUAUCGUACAGUGACAUCGUAUUGUAUUUCAUUGUACCAUUGUAUUUUGAACCAAUCUUGAAUAUUGAUAUGAUCAAGGACUUCCAACACACCUCCUGAACAAUUGCUAAUUGAUACUACGUUUUCGUACACUAAAUGAUUUGUUGUGGACAUCGAAAACUUUCCAUCUCCUCAAAAUAUUUGCGACAUAUUCGUGCCAACAAGAUGGCUUAUAAAUUCUCCAUUGGUCUGGCCAUGAUGGCGAUUCAAAUAGGUUGGCUAGGAAUAUCCUUUUCGCUAGCAUUUUUCGUCACCUUUAUGAUUUAUCUGGCGACUGGUGGUUGGAGAUUUUUCCGACUUCUUUGGCUUACUUUUCCUAGGGAUUUGAGGUUGAUAAUAUUUCACAUAAAGCAUCAGUUACAGUUCAAAAGAGUGAUUCGCCAGCAACUUACUGUAUGCGACUUAUUUUCUAAAACCGUGACCAACUAUCCUGACAGAGUAGCAUUUAUGUUUGAAGACAAGAAAUGGACAUUUAGAGAUGUCGAGUGUUUCUCAAACAAAGUGGCAAACUAUUUUCAAAGUGUGGGUUAUUCUAAAGGGGAUGUGGUUGCAAUAUUCAUGGAAAAUAGGCCUGAGUUUGUGUUUUUUUGGCUUGGUCUUGCCAAAAUUGGUGUCAUCAGCGCUUUGGUGAAUUACAACCUCAGGAAAGACUCACUUGUGCAUUGUGUAUCGAUUUCAAAAGCCAAGGGUUUGAUUUAUUCAUGUGAAUUGGCAGAUGCAGUUUCGGACAUUUUACCACGUAUAUCUGAUGUGAGACUGUAUGAGUUUGGAGAUGGCAUUUUUAGUGGUCUUCAGUCAGAAAAUCUUUUGAAAAAUUUAAAGUCUUCAUCUCAUUCUGCGCCAACUGUGAAACAUAUGAUAAGCAACAAAGAUAUUUUGUUUUAUAUCUAUACAUCUGGAACCACGGGCUUUCCAAAAGCAUCAGUGAUAAGACAUGUCAGGUUUAUCAAUGUAGCUAUUGGUUUUUCAAUACUGAGUAAUAGCAAGCCAGAUGUGGUUCUCUACUGUGCACUACCGCUGUACCAUACUAGUGGAGGCAUGUUAGGCGCUGGAAGCACUUUGAUACGCGGUUCAACCCUCGUCGUGCGCAAAAAGUUUUCUGCAAGAUGCUUCUGGGACGACUGUAUUAAAUACAAAGCAACGCGUGCAAUUUAUAUUGGCGAAAUUUGUCGUUAUCUCCUUGCUCAGCCACCAAAAGAUUGCGAACGUAAGCACUCGCUUUCUGUGAUCUUUGGUAACGGUCUGCGACCUCAGAUUUGGAACGAGUUUAAGGAAAGAUUUAACAUACCUCGUAUCGUGGAAUUUUACGGCGCGACUGAAGGAAAUGUUGGAUUGGUUAACCUGGACGGGCAUUCGGGUGCUAUUGGAUUUAUACCCGUCAUUUCUUCUGUACCUAUUGUAAAAAUUUUCAAGGUUGAGAUGGGCACAGGGCAACUUUUGCGUGGAUCGGAUGGCUUUUGCAUUCCAUGCAAACCUGGAGAAAUUGGUCAAAUCGCUGGUAAAAUUGUCGCUGGUGAUGAAACACGUCGAUUCGAUGGCUACGUGAACAAGAAAGCGACAAACAAUAAAAUUGCCCACGAUGUUUUAAAAAAGGGCGACCAAUGGUUCCUAAGUGGCGAUGCGGUUUACUGGGACGAGUUGGGAUAUGUCUAUUUUCACGAUCGCCUUGGUGACACGUUUAGAUGGCGUGGAGAAAAUGUGUCCACGUCCGAAGUUGAAGCAAUCAUGGCAAAUGUACUAAGUUUAAACUCGGUAGUCGUGUAUGGAGUUGAAAUUCCCGGAUGUGAAGGCCGAGCAGGAAUGGCAGCCAUUGAAGAUCCACAUGACGUCAUUGAUGUAAAGUUUUUAUCGCAGAAGCUACGGGAACUCUUACCCUCCUACGCCAAACCCGUAUUCCUAAGGAUUACCAACACUGUAGAUGUAACAGGAACUUUUAAAUUCCAAAAGGCUGUCUUGAAGAAGGAAGGAUUUGAUCCCACGCUUGUUCGAGAUAAGUUGUUUUACUUUGAUGACGUUUCUGGUGAGUACAAUAUCCUCACUGAAGAAAUUUAUAGAAAGUUUGUUGCCGGUGACAUGCGCAUUUGAAACUAAAUAUAGCUAAUUAGAAACAGUGAUAUGUUUAUUGGCCUGGAUAGCGCAUCUGUUGUGAAACCCUAAAGUUCUGUUUCAAUGGCAAUGACGUAGCCAGCUCCUUAGUUGGGGAAGGGGGGGGGAGGCAAUAUUUAUAUGUGUUUUUGCCGUAUUAAGUUCCUUUGAAAUCAAAUGUUUUCUGGGGAUACAAUCGCACAAAAGAACUGCUUAAAAAUACAAAUGCCUUGAUUGCAUUAUUACACUUCUAACAUUUAUAAAACCUGGUAACCACUGACCUCUCAUAUCUCACUUCAGAUAUUCACCGUAUUCAUAUUGUAUUUAAUACGUGGUUGCGUUAUCCAGUUUCAUGUUCAUAUCAAUGAAUAAGAAAUCAUCCUAUCGAUUGACUUUACGUAUUUGAAACAUAGUUUUGUCAAAUACGCACUAACAAAGUAAUGAUAUACUGAUGAACUAGAGAGAAACAAACAUUGGUUGUUAUAGAAAAUUGAGCUCUAGUUCCUAUAUAAAUUAAAAAGCAGCUUUCGCUUAAGAAAAGAAAUCUGCUCUUUGAAUUAUAGUUUAAUGGAAAGGAACUUUCAAAAUGACAGUAAACUUUCUGAAACAGUUUGUGAAUAUUUGUUUUGAAUCUCAAAAUAUUCGAGUUUUUAUUUUUCGGUUUUGUACUACCAGGAUAUGAUAUUUGAUUAUGAAAUUUGAACUGAUCCGGUAUAUUUAAUGAUAUUUUAACUACCUAAGUAUUUCAUGCAAAAGUUGCUGUGAAACUGACGGAUAUUUGAUAUUUUGGCGACUUGCAAUACGAUGUAAAGGGUUGUACAAAAUGAACUGUUUUAGAAAGUCUUUUGUCAUUUUAAAAGUUCUACGCGGCUGUUUUAUCCUUUUCGCUGUUUUUGAAAUUUCGUUCUCUGCACCCAGCCACUAUAUGUUUGUCAAUACCUCAUAAAUCUUCAUCAAGACAGGAAAAUUCAACGUAGAUUAAUGUCGUAGAGAAAUGAUAAAUAUUUUUGAUUUUCCCAGAAUAGAAUGCAGGUAUCGACAGCAAUUUUUGCACAUAUAUUUUUGAAUAUAUAAUUUUGUCAAUACGA
Molecule: messenger RNA, 3378 nt
Organism: Xenia sp. Carnegie-2017
Lineage: Eukaryota; Metazoa; Cnidaria; Anthozoa; Malacalcyonacea; Xeniidae
Product: long-chain fatty acid transport protein 4-like
Exons: 7
Coding region: 302-2290 (662 amino acids)
Molecular function (GO): long-chain fatty acid-CoA ligase activity; long-chain fatty acid transmembrane transporter activity
Source: RefSeq, a predicted model, not a curated record